AAACACUAGACACGAAGCGCUCAGUCAGUUUCUCCAGUGCUGUAGUGUAUAUAUACAUCACCGUCAUAGUGUCACUCUAUAAUGGUGACAAACAAUAGCAUUUGAUUUUUCUUUAUCCAGUUCUCGUUUGUACCUUUAAUCAUUUCUGUUCCUGCAUACUGGCGGGAAUAAGAAGCGAACGAACAUCUCAAAACCCUGGAUAAGAAACCCUAGAAAUCUCUGUCUCUCGUGUAAAUGAUACAUAAUUUAAUGAGAAUAAGUAAAAAAAAUUGAAGAGAUUUCCUUCGUAUAACACACAGAAUGUACUGGUUAACUUCCAGAAACGUGGUCGUUGCCUUACCCAGGUGGCGUUCCCUUGCUCUGCUGGUUCGUCCGCGCAUAUCUGUUCGCGGAUACUCGUCAUUCGUUCCCUCUCCAUAUCUACCUACUAAUAGCUGCAGGCACUCUGAAAGGAUUUAUUGUUUCAAAGAUAGGAAGAUUUUGAAAGGAACCACAAAGGCUAGGAAACUUAAAGCAUCAAAUGAUAUUUUAGAUGAUAAAGAUCUUGCCCACUUAGCAUGGUGGAAGGAGAGGUUGCAGAUGUGCAGGAAACCUUCAACUGUUCAACUGGUUAAAAGGCUUGUCUAUUCAAAUUUGCUUGGUUUGGAUGUAAAUCUGAAAAGUGGGAGACAGAUCCAGAGAGAGAAUCGGUGGCCGCGUCUCACCAAAAGACCAACCAGCAGCGGUUGCUAAUCAGUUUCUGCUUUCCGGCUUCAACUUCCUGGUUGCCAAUCAACUUGCUUCGGUUCUGCCUUCCACCAGAUCGCUUCACCUCCAUUCCAGAUCUGGUUGGGUAACAAGACAGCUGAUCCCGCCCAACCAGGCAGAGGAAGACGGCUUUGCGCGCGACGGAGAGGCAGAUCGGUGCGGACGGGUGUCAGAUUUGGUCUGUUUGGAGAGCGAAGGAGCUGCACACGGCUGAAAAAGAAGGCAGAGUCGUGCGCAACCUGUUCUGCGUGCGACAUAGAUGAAGAUCGGCGCGCGACGGCCAGAUUAGAGCGUCAGCACAUCGGGUCUGUCCGGGAAAGAGGAGUUACGUGUUUUUUCCGGUGCGAUUUCAUCAGAUCCAUGUCAGAUCUGAUAGGCGUAAGCUUUUGUGCUGAUUCCCAGAAUAUUUCGGUGGCACAUGGUGGCCGGCGGUGUGUGAGAGUUCCUAUAGUGCUCCAGUUGAGCCCGAGCCGUUUUUUAGCCGAGCCGAGCCAAGCCAAACUGUUGCCUGACAGAUCUGAUUCUAGUUUGCAGCACUUUUUUUGACAUUGGAAAACUUUAAGAUGACUCUUCAAAACUUUGUUUACAAGUUAAACAUGUGU
Molecule: messenger RNA, 1349 nt
Organism: Carica papaya (papaya)
Lineage: Eukaryota; Viridiplantae; Streptophyta; Magnoliopsida; Brassicales; Caricaceae
Source: RefSeq, a predicted model, not a curated record